Myotis myotis is the source of this 9474-nucleotide messenger RNA. RefSeq names its product DNA replication fork stabilization factor DONSON (gene DONSON). Gene Ontology annotation, cellular component: nucleus. Gene Ontology annotation, biological process: nuclear DNA replication. Bases 80 to 1747 code for a protein of 555 amino acids. NCBI's taxonomy places the organism in Eukaryota, Metazoa, Chordata, Mammalia, Chiroptera, Vespertilionidae. The record is from RefSeq and is a predicted model, not a curated record. The transcript has 11 exons.
GGGGCCACGCCGGGGCGGGGCCGGCGCGCGCGGGAAGCGCCUGUGGUGGCCGCUCGGUGCUGGGCGGCCGCCGCGCGCCAUGGCCUUCUCGGUGCCCGGCUACUCGCCCAGUUUCAAAAAGCCGCCCGAGACCCUGCGGCUGCGGCGGAAGAGGGCCCGGAGCCUGGGGGCCGCGCUCUCCCCCGGGGGGCGGCCCGAGCCGGCGCCCCGCCGAGCCGCUCUGGCGGCCGGGCUGCCCCUGCGCCCCUAUCCGGCGGCGGGCAGAGGCGGCGGCCCGGGCGCGCCGGGCAGGAACCCCUUCGCCCGCCUGGACAACCGGCCGCGGGCCGCCGCGGAGCCUCAGGACGGGCCGCCCCGGGCGCCGAGCCCGUCCCCAGGCUCUCGCCGGGAGCAGGACCUGCUGCGGGAGGAGGAGCCCGAAGGAACGGCGCCCGCCGACUCCCUCCAGAUUUCACACAGAUCAUUCUCCGAAUCUGAUAAGCCUUCCCCAGAAAGUACAGAGUUACCUGUGGACUGGAGCAUUAAAACUCGGCUCCUUUUCACCUCUUCUCAACCCUUUACCUGGGCAGACCAUUUGAAAGCGCAGGAAGAGGCUCAGGGUGUCGUCCAGCAUUGCAGAGCAACAGAAGUGACUCUGCCGCAAAGUAUACGGGACCCCAAGCUCUGCACUGAGCUGCGAUGUGCUUUCCAGCAGAGCCUGGUCUACUGGCUCCACCCCGCCUUUCCCUGGCUCUCCCUGUUCCCUCGGAUUGGAGCUGACCGGAAAAUGUCUGCAAAGACAAGCCCUUGGUCGAAUGAUGAAUCCCUACAACGCAUUUUAAUGAGUGACUGGUCUGUGAGCUUCACUUCUUUGUAUAAUCUUCUGAAGACAAAACUUUGCCCCUAUUUCUACGUUUGUACCUAUCAAUUUACUAUCCUGUUUCGUGCAUCAGGAUUAGCAGGAAAUGAUGUAAUCACGGCUCUCAUGUCUCCUACAACUAGAGGUAUAAGAGAAGCUAUGAAAAAUGAAGGUAUUGAAUUUUCUCUGCCUUUAGUAAAAGAAAGUGGCCAUGAGAAGAAGAAACCGUCUGGGACAAGCUUGGGACAUGGGGAGGAGCAAGCAAUCAGUGAUGAAGAUGAAGAAGAAAGUUUUUCCUGGCUGGAAGAGAUGGGUGUGCAAGAUAAAAUUAAAAAGCCAGACAUACUCUCUAUCAAGCUGCGUAAGGAGAAACAUGAAGUACAAAUGGAUCACAGACCUGAGUCUGUUGUGUUGGUGAAGGGAACAAACACCUUUACGUUGCUAAAUUUUUUGAUCAACUGUAAGAGCUUAAUUGCUACUUCAGGCCCACAGGCAGGACUUCCACCAACUCUCUUAUCCCCGAUAGCUUUCCGAGGUGCCACCAUGCAAAUGCUUAAGGCACGAAGUGUAAAUGUGAAGACACAGGUUGUUUCUGGAUACAAAGAUCAGUUCAGCUUGGAGAUCACAGGCCCUGUCAUGCCUCAUUCUCUACACGCCAUGACCAGGCUACUCGGAUCUUCACAGAGCGGGUCCUUUUCUGCAGGACUGUACACACACGAGCCCACCGCUGUGUUCAACAUCUGCCCACCAGCGGGGAAAGCGCUGGGAAAGGAGACUGUUCGUGAGGAGCUUGCUAACUGUGGGUUGCACCCUAAGACUCUGGACCAACUUAGCCAAACACCAGUCCUGGGGAAAUCAUCCUUACGGAAUGUGGAAAUGAGUGACUACCUUUAUAAUUGGAGAUCCUGAACGCCAAAAAUCAAUGGAAAAAAUAUCUUCACUCCUCCAGUGAAGAUUUUAAAAAAUAAAUGAUCUUUCCCUUGGAUUUUCAAGAUUAAGAACCUACAUUUCAACAGCAUGCUACUGAUUUUGUCAACCAUCUAGUUAGUAAAAGUCUUAUUUAGACAUUAAACUACUACAUACCCGUUCCUGAGCUCGAUUUAACAUGCUCAUGGCUUCAAGGUCAAAUGCAUUCUCACUGAGUCUUUUCUGAGCAAGUGCCCGCUCACUCAUUGCUGUAGAGAUGUCCACAGGCUAAGAAAGAAAACAUAAUUAUCUCAAAUUACGAUAGAACCCCUAAGUUCAGAAAAGUGCUCAUAUACUUAGUUGCUAUGUAUCAAAAACAAAAUCAUAGUCUCAUAUACCUAUUAACAGUUUUAUAAAGUAGGCAGAAGACUGAAAAAGGUAAAGUAACCUUGGGAAGCAGACAGGAGUAUUUCAGGUAAGUUACAAAGUGUCAGAGGAAGCAAAAUCUGACUGACUGCUUGUGCUCUGUAUCAAAUUACAAUCAGAAAAUUCCUUGAAAAACUUAAAAAUCUCCAACCUUCACUAAUAAAAGUCUUUUGCAGUAAACUGAGAAUUUUUUGAACCAUUUUGUAUUACUAGCAGUUUUCAUUUUAAACUGCUUAUCAGCAUAACCUUCAGAAGCAAUAAACAAGGUUCUUGAAUAACCAAGCAGAAAAUCACUAUCGCGUCAAUCACCUUUCCUCUACUCCUGUGCACAUCUCUUCACCUGGCGGCUUUGCAGUUUGGUUUUAAGAACUAAAUUUUAUCAAAAUACUCAUGUAAAUAAAUGGACCUCUUUUCACUUUAUGUACAUUCAUGACCAGUUAAAUAUUUCAGGGGGAGGGGAGGGAGCAAGGUACAUUUAAAACACUUAAAGUUGAGACAUGUUUGAAAAGUCUUAAGUCCUUUUCAAAGUUCAUAGUCUACUUGUAAAAACUUUAAAACUUUAUGCUAAGCAGGUGACAAUGAUUUAACUUUCAAAAGUUUUUCAUAAUGUCCAGGAAAAUUCUUAGGGCAAAUUCCCAAUUUGUCAGGUUUAUGGAAGGCUCAACCACAGAAGGAAAAAGCCAUCAAGUGAGUGAGUAUCUGAUGUUUUUAUUCUAAUAUUAAGAGAGCAAGUGGAUCUGUAUCAACUAACCAGUUCUUAAUACUUUUCUUCUUCUGACACAACAUAACCAACCCAUUAAUAUCUCCUAGUUAUUUCACCCAAGAAAAUUCAUUUUUGGAAAAUGCUGUAUGUCAUGGGAAGGUUUCCCUAUAUUAAUGUACAAAGAAUGAUUAGUAAGUACUGCAUGGGUAUGAUAGUAAAACAAGUUCACAGCUAAGGAUUUGUUUAAAAAGCUAAGUAAAGGCGACCUGUAAUUUCAUUGUAUAUUGUGUAUAAGACUUCUUUCAAAAUAAGACCUAUAUAGUAGAGAAGGGUGUAUGACUAAGAAUAAUUCUACCUCAUGCAUAAGGAUUACUAACCUUUCUUUCCUAACUUCAGAGCCCCUUAAUCACCCUAUCAUUUCUAGUUCUCUCUAUUAUUUCUUUAACAAAAUUAAAGACUUUCUUACAAAGUAGCACAACGUAUAGAUUCUUAUACAUAUCUUAAAAUGAAAGCACAAUUAAACUGAAUUCAUUCUGUAUUUACUAAACUGUAGAUCUCAUAAAUGAAUAUCUUAAUUUCUUAGUCAACUUAAUAAAUUACCCACACUAAUUAGAAUUAUUUUGGGGGCCUAUAAGAAGUCAGACUAACAAGCUAAGAAACUUUAUAUUCUCACUUUUCGUUUCUAUUAGAAUUCUGACUGCUGGGACUUUCUGGUCAGAAUUUAUAUUCCUUUGGCCUACCUCAGAUGUUUCCUAAAACUCUAAGGAUUAUUGAUAUAAUUUUAAAAGGCCCAUAGAAUAGACCUUAAUAUUGUUCAUUACCCUUGUCAGAAUUACUUUGGAUCUCAUAGCUGUCUAGGUAUACAUUGGUAAUAGGGUUUCAUUCUAAAAACGUAAACUCAGGAGAUAGUGGGGGGAAAUCUACCUACCAACCAUUCCCAAGCCCUGACCCCCAAUCUCCAACUAUAAAUUAGCCACACACACACACACACACACACACAUAAUUAAUAUGGCUCUGAAAACGCCAACUUUUCUAGAAUAAAAUUAAUCCUUCCCCACUGGAAAGCAAGUGAAUCUACCUCUCUAUGAAUUCACCCUCCUGAAGACAUUCUAUCUUCACACGGUUUUCUUUUUAAGACUUUAUUGUGGAAACAGGUAACCUAAUGCUUCAUCACCCAGGAUGAAACUUCUUUCAAAUCUCAGUAAUAUUUCAUGUCAAAUUCACAUCACAUUCUGAAAAGAACUUUAACAGAGCAACCUUGGAUGCUUAAUAUAAAUUUCCGUAAGAUAAAAUUACAACCAGUUUUUUCCUGAGGUAAUAUAAUUUCAUUUAUUCUUCAACAGGCUUAGCAAGUUAGCUGUAAGAUCAUGUCAAAGCUUUAUUAAAUAAUAAUUUGACUAUUAAUUUCAUAUCUUUUUAAAUGUGAAGAAAUAUAUUCAGAAUGCAUCAGGAUUAUCUUAACCUCCUAAAGGACCUUAAGAGUUUGUAUCAAAAAGCACGUUUCCCAGUUUUCAAGGUAACUCAAGAUAUAUAAUAAUGCAUGAAAAGCCAAUUAUAAAAUCCCCAAUGCAUUGAUAUUCAUGGGCUAGGCCAAACAUUUUGUAUCAGUAUAAAAUUACACCUACCCUUUACAUGAGCAACGUCCAAUGGAAUUUCCUAGUGACUGCUAAUGAGCACUUAAAAUGUGGCCAGUGCAAUGAAGCAACUUGACUUCCCAGUGGCUAAUGACUUCUGUAUUGGAGUACACACAUACAAACAGUAUACAGUAAACUACACUGUACAGUGAAGCUUUAGAGCCCUCACCAGCUUUUAAUGUUGCUCAGAAACAAGAAUGUGUGCAAGGUACCAAAAUGAUACCAAAAGGCCUUCUAAAAACCAAGGAAAAAACUUAAAUCCUAUAGAAUACUUUAUCAAGAUGUCAUCAGCAAGCUGUUUCAAUACACUAUAGACUUUCAACCUAAUGUAUAAAGUGUAAUUAUCUAAAGCAUAAUUAUAAUUCUGUAAUAAUAUUCCAGGCAUUAUAAUGAGGGAAAUAUUUAAUUUCCUUUUCCUGAGGACUUGUUCUGAAAUAUGAAAUCUACAUAGUGUUUUGAACAAUCCUAGUUCUCGCAUUAAUACAAACCUAUUCAGGUCAUUUUGCCUUCCUACUUCAUUGACACAACAGAUCAGCACUCCUAUAACCUCCCCAGGUGUUAGGGGAGCACACUUGCCCUUUCCACUGAAGUCUGUGCUCCCCUGGCUAGAGUGGUCUGGAGUGCAGGGGCAGUGCAGAACACGAGGGAGUGGAGCAGACCAGAGCAGGCAGAGCUGCCUCACAGCUGUACUGAUAUAGCCAUGCUAUAGCCCCACCCAAGUUUCCUUCUUCACUGAACCCCUCCUCAAAAAAGGCAUUAGGAAUAGUAAAAUACGUAACAUCAUUAGCACCAUGUAAGAUGCAUUUCAGGGCCUUAGGUUAUAAAUGUAUGUUCUUUAUCUUCUCAUUGAAAAAUCUUUCUAAGUUGCCCUGGCCAGACUCAGUGGUUAGCGUAGGCCCACGCACAAAGGUCUCAGGUUCAAUUUCCAGUCAAGGGCACAUACCUGGGUUGUAGGUCUGAUUCCUGCCACUGGUCGGGGCAAUUUGGGAGGCAACUAAUCAAUGUGUGUCUCUCUCACAUCAAUGUUUCUCUCUCUCCUCCCUCCCACCACCACCCCUUAAACAAAAAAAAACCUUUUAAGUCAAUUUAUGUCCCCCUUUUGUUAAUCUAACUAUUUACAUAGAUAGAACAAAUAUCCUAAGUGUUUCUUAAAAAGACAAUGAAAGGAUAUAAAGUGAAAAUUAUAGUCUACACAAGUAAUUGCAGGUAUCUCAAAGACAGCAUAAAAGAAAAAUUUUAAUUAUAGUGGAACUGUAAGAAAAAACAUGAUCUAUAUAUAAAACGUGAUUUUAAAAUAUUUAGCAAAAAUACAAAAGUUCAGUUAUAAAAGAAAAUUACAACUACAAAAACAAAAGCCGCACUAUUAAAUCUAGAAUGUUUCAGUUAAAUGUGUUCGAUUAGUUUUAAAAAGUGAAUUAUGGAUAUUUUUAUCAAAUAAAAUAAUCUAGUGCAAUGCUUAGGUUUAACUUAUACAUUUAACCUAAAUGAAUUAUAACAGAAAACAGAUAACCUAUUGGCUUAAGGAAAUUCAGUGAUAAUCCCAUCUAAGGAGAGAAUGAAUAACAAGGCUAUAUUUACAUUCUGGUAUGCUAGGAACUGUGUGUUCAAUUUCCAAAGGAAAUUUUCAUCUUGCUUCAAGAACUUAAACUAAAAACUUUAUAAAUCUAGAGCUUCUAAACACUGAAAUUUUUAGCUCCACUGGGAUAUGGAAAUAUUCUUCAGUAAUAAAAACCAAGCACACAUCCUAAGACAAAAAAAUACCUUCGCAUGUAAGUAAUCACUAGACCUUAAGGGAGGGCACCUUCUGGACCGCUAAAAUAUUUGUGCUUGAUAGCAAACCCAAGUUCUGUCAAAGAUUACAUUUAAAUCUUCUACCCAAUAAGUCUUUGCUAGCUUUAUUACUAAGAAUUAAUGCCCCUGAGGACAAUUUUUUAAAUAUUAGUUUUCCAACAUUUUUUCUAUUCAUUGCUAAUCAAUCAGAUUCACACAAAUAUGGUCAAAAUUCUGUAGUCAUUCUUUACUGUCGAUGAUGCUGGUUGGCAGUAGAGCACACACAAUCUGAUGAGUAGACAAUCCAUAAGAAAUGGAUUUGCUGAUCCAUCCACGUCUAUUCAGUUAUGUCAAAGAGCACUCAAGUGCAAGACAAUGGAAGGGAUUAAGAUUAUAGCAAAACUAAGAUCAAAUCUGUGACCUUUGCCUAAAUGUUUUAUGCUCAAUUUAAAGAACCACAAAAUCCAUUUAUUGAAAUGAAAAAGAGCAAUAGGAAAAAAUACUAUUCAGUUAAAAUAUUGGCUUUAAAAGACUUUACACCCCUGACAGAGAACCAAGAGCACUAAUGCUCUCAUAAAAUGUGACCAAUAGCAUUCCACAAACAUUGGUAUAUAGAACAUCAAUCUUAAAAACAGUAUAUUUCUAAGACACAGCUAAAUAACUAGAACUAAACAUUUUAUAUGAACAUUUCCUCUAGGUGUUUUAUAUUAUUGCUACAGAGACCUGAGGGGGUUUGGGAGGUGGGAGGAUCCUGUCCCUUUUCCUAAAACUUUGGGAUUGUUUUGCUUAAAGUUUACCUAUAUGUUGUUUGAGCCUAAUAAUCUUCUAAGGAACUAGCUUAGAGUUCUAAUAUCAAAAAGUUGUGUACAUCCUCCCAAAGGAGAAAUCGGCUCUAUUUAUGUAGCUUUAUUUACAGAAGCUUUUUCCCUCCUGUUUUAAUAAAACACUUCUUUAUACUUUAUAAAAUCUGAAUACCCACCUUCCCCCCCAAAUUUCUUUGAAAUAAGUAUUCUCAACUUUCAAUUAAACUCUGACAACCAUUUUAGAUGCCAAGACUAAGGCACCUGCCCCCCAUCGGUGUUAAGACUCAAACUGGCUGAGCACUAAACUUCCAAUAGAGAUAUGUAAGCAGAUGUCUAUAUAAACUCUGUCAAAAAGAAAUGGUCAUCAGCAUUCACUCAGCACUUGAAUAGUUACAGUCACUAUCUCCGCAGAAAAGCCCCUUGGAAUUCUGUAGUAUUUAUGGGGCUUCAUUCUAUCAGGAAAUAUUUUUCACAUCAUCACCCUGCAAAGUUUUUUCCAACUCUGUUAAAUGCGUAAUCUGCAAGAAAUUACUAAAAGCAUAUGAAUCAAUCAUAAUUUCUAAGUCAGUCUGUUUAGCCCUCUUAUGAUUUAUAUUCAGCUACUACAAAAUUUAAGUUAGUUGCAAAUGUCAGUUCCCCCUUUCCCUGUUCAGAUGUGCUGGUAGCUGGAUUUGGGGAUUAGCAACUGAGCUACUCAGGUUGUUUCAAUAAAAUACUAUCCAAACCAGCGACCCCAACCUCACUGGUGACGGCAUAACUUAGAUUUUUGAACCCUAUGUAACUCUGAUCAUCGCUGGUAGCUGUAAGUUGUACUGGCUAGUUUUCAUGUCCAGUCAGCUUCAAUGUAUAUAACUUUUCUCCUUUAAAAUGCUACAGGUCAAAACCCCCCGUGCACACACAGUGAAAAUGUCAUCUGUGAAUAGCUCAGGGGAAAAAGGUUUCUGAUUUGGGUUCUGUUCACUUUCUGAUUGAUCUAUAAUACUGGAGGUGUUUAGUGGAAGAUGACCAUAUGGGCGAUAAACAGAACCUGAGGUGAAAAGUACAGGUCUCUCUAACAUGCAUAUCCCAGAACUGCAAGAAAAGGGAGUGGGGAAGAAGUCCCACAUUGUAAGGGCAUCAGCAUCUAAUCCAGUCCUUGGAUAAAUGUCUGGGCUUUGGAAACAAAGGGCAAGAGGUGAUGACUAGUCUAUGGUAUUUUUAAAACUCCCACCUCCCCCCCCCUAGUAAUUCUCCACCCUCCCGUAUCCCCCAAGCGUGAUUUUGCACAACAAGUUAAAUAAAAGUAAACUGUUUAUUAAAAGAUACAGCAAAGGUACAGAUACAGAGAUACAUACAAAGAUACAUAUAUAUAUAUUUACAUAUAUAUACAGUCUUGCUGUUUUCAUGUGCACUAUAUUUAGCAGCACAUUUAAUCAGGUGGCAUUUUAAUGGGGUUGUUUUGACACUUGGCGUUAUUACUGCAUCAUGACAAGAUACAACUAUAGCCUCGUGAAAUUUUCAAGGUGUGAAUUCCACUUCUCCAACUUUCAUUAGUAGCAAAAAGAGAAAGGAGAAGGGAAAUGGAGUACACCAAGGCUGAGCAUUAGGUUAAACACAAGAAUUCCAAAGGGCCAAGGUAGCACAGAGAAGGGAAAUUAUUAAAAUUAAAGGCUAUCUGACAAACCACCCAGAGAACAGUAAGAAACCAUUAUUUAAGGGCAAUAGGCUAUGUAUUCAAAAUGCUCACAUCAGCCUACAAUGACCUUUUUCAAUCCACUUCUUGUGUUGAACCUGAGGAUCUGCCUCUGUCCGCUCAACCCCUCCAGCCAGUACAUUUGCUACCACCAAAAUCUAGAGCUAUAAAGCCUUGAAGCAAAACGGGAUGCUAAAUAGUUGUACCUUGGGCUACCUUCCCACAAGUGCAAGGAGGGCCCAAUGUUGGGGAGGGAUGUGACAACACUGUUCUCUGCAAUUCGAUGCUUUUCACUUUGUGGCUUGGUUCCACAAAGUGAAUUGCAUCGAGUUACUGUCAAAUGAGAAGCUGCGGGUUGUUUCAUCUGUCGUUUAACCCGGCCCUGCCGUUUACCCCGGCCCUAAGAAGAGUGAAACAGAAUCCAAAUCAGAUAUAAAAUAACAAUAAAAUGGCAGAUUCAGGUAUAAAAAAAAAGAAAAAUACAUAAUAUUCCUCUUACUUACCUCAGAGGGCAGAUUGCUGCUGAAAACAUUAUCAUCAUCUUUGUUUUCUUCACCAUUUUUAUCCACAGGAACCCACUCUCCGUAAACACUGUCUGCUUCUUUUUUUCGGUGCUGAGAUCCGGAUGACACAGGAAACUCUUUUGUUAACGUGACCUGGCUUUUUGGAGGCGUGGGCUUUGCUGCAGCAAUCUAAAAAAAUAAAGUUUCUCAAUUACUUUC